GCGGAAUGUGCCAGCGAACGGAACGGUUGUUUCGUUGGAGCGUAGCGCUAACGCUCCCGGUUUUCCAUUAAAAUGUGUAUAAGGAUAAGUGCAGUGAAUCCGCACGAGUUCGGAACGGUUACGAAAAUCGCCGUCAUCGAGAUCAGGAGUAGAAAUCAACGAAGAACUUCACCGAGGAAGUGGGGACGAUGAGGGAACAGGAAGGCGACGGCCCAGAGAGCCGUUAGCCGGACUCGAUGGACGAGUAUGGCGGGCCGGCGGCGCCGCCCCGGCCGCCCAAGCCGGCGGCGCGCGAGCACCGCGCGGGCGGCGUGUCGCUGCUGCGGCCGCGGCCCGAGGCCGAGCGCGAGCGCAACGCGUACGUGGAGGCGCCGCGCCGCGCGCCGCCCGCGCCCCCCGCGCCGCCCGCGCCGCCGCACCGGCCCGCCGGCGCGCCGCUCAAGCCGGUGACGGCGCAGCCCGGCGGCGGCGGCGGCGACAAGCGGCGCGCGGCCGGCGGCGAGUCGAUCGUGUGCGCGGCGUGCGGCCGCUGCCGCUGCUCGCAGUGCGCGCGGCCGCGCCCGCUGCCGCAGCGCUGGCUGUGCGGCUCGUGCCUGUGCAGCGCGGAGGCGUGCGUCGACUACGCGUCGUGCAUGUGCUGCGCCAAGGCGCUGUUCUACCACUGCGGCAGCGGCGAGGAGGAGGGCGAGGCGGGCUGCGCGUGGCCGCGGCUGGCGGCGCUGGCGGCGCUGGCGGUGCCGCUGCCGUGCCUGUGGCUGUACUGGCCGCUGCGCGCGUGCGCGGCGGCGGGCGCGGCCGCGUACGCGCGCUGCCGCCGCGCCGGCUGCCGCUGCCCCGCGCCGCCGCCGCCCUCCAGUAUUAUCUAGUCCCGCCGCCCGCGUGUACAAAUAUUUAUUGGCGAGCGGCCGCCGCUCCGGACGGACUCGAGGCCGCGAGGCCGGUGCCGCGGGCGGGCCGGGGCGGCGGACGAGCCCCGGCCCGCCGAGUGAACGUCUCUGUAAAUAUAGUCGUAUGGUGUGAAUGUACGUGAACGUGUCGCCCGAACGCCGAAAGUCUCAAAUUUUCUUGAGACCGAAACGUGUCAUAAGAAAACGCUAACGUUAGUAUUUUGGAUUCCACACAGAUCCAGAGAAGAUUAAGAAAUGAGAUAUAAAACAUACUUAUUAAGAUGUAGAUAAUUUACCAUUUAUUUAUUAACUGAAUUUGUAUUUAUUUGUAAAUAAAACGACAACAUUAUAUUAUAAA
Messenger RNA from Melitaea cinxia (Glanville fritillary), 1245 nucleotides. It is a transcript of the gene sty, whose product is annotated as protein sprouty. Gene Ontology annotation, cellular component: cytosol; membrane. The transcript is spliced from 2 exons. Lineage: Eukaryota; Metazoa; Arthropoda; Insecta; Lepidoptera; Nymphalidae. The record is from RefSeq and is a predicted model, not a curated record. Bases 237 to 866 code for a protein of 209 amino acids. Gene Ontology annotation, biological process: negative regulation of MAP kinase activity; negative regulation of Ras protein signal transduction; multicellular organism development.